AUGGCCAACCUCGCUGUUUUCGUUGUUGUCUGUUCUAUUGCCUAUAUGAUAUGGCGCUUCACGCGUAACUUCUUUGUGGGCACCACCCCACUCGACAACAUCCCAGGACCGGCUCCAGCAUCACUGCUCCUAGGAAACAUGCAACGAUUCUUUACCCACGACAACGACGCCUUCCUCAACCAUCUUAUAGAGACCUAUGGUCCGGUGUCCAAGCUCACUGCUGCCCUCGGAAUCAAGACUCUACACGUUUAUGAUCUGAAGGCCCUGCACAGCAUCCACGUCAAGGAUCAGGACAACUACUGGAGGGGAAAGAUAACCAACGAAACCGGCGAUUUGACUAUCGGGCCUGGACUCUUGUCGGCCUAUGGCGAAAAGCACAAGAAGCAGCGCAAGAUAUUGAAUCCGGCGUUCUCCACGCCCCACAUGCGCGAAUUGACCCCGCUGUUUUUCGAUAUUGUCGGAAAGAACCGCAGUCGAGAGACAGGUCAAGGAUGGUCCGAGGGAUAUCGAGAUACUUGGUUGGAUGAAGCGCGCUUCCAUGGAGCUCGUUGGACGGGGAUCCUUGGGUACUCGUUUGAUCCCCUGGUGUCCGAUUCGGAAGACGCAUACGCAAAGGCGUUCAAGGAUCUCAUACCUGCCACUACGGAGGCCCGUAACUGGGCAGUCAUCAUCCCCUUUCUCGGCUACCUUGGACCGGCGUGGUUUCGCCGGCGCGUUCUUGAUGUGCUGCCCAUCAAAUCCGUCCAGCGCGUCAAGAAUUACGGUCCUUUGAUCCCGUAUGAUGAGCUUUCGCAGCUGCCUUAUCUGGAUGCUGUUUGUCGCGAGACACUGCGUCUAUACCCUACGGCGUACCUAUCCGUCAGAGAGGCUCGAAUGGAUACCGUCCUCCCAUUCUCCGAGCCAGUCUGUGGUGUCGAUGGGACGCUCUUGUAUGAGAUCCUCGUACCUAAGGGUACUAUCUUAUGGUCUUAUAUCCGUGCAUGCAAUACCAACAAGGCCUUGUGGGGGGAGGACGCCCUAGAAUGGAAGCCAGAGAGAUGGCUCCAGCCAUUACCUCAAGCCGUAGAGGAUGCUCGUGUCCCUGGAACAUACUCGAAUCUGUAG
Molecule: messenger RNA, 1104 nt
Organism: Dichomitus squalens LYAD-421 SS1
Lineage: Eukaryota; Fungi; Basidiomycota; Agaricomycetes; Polyporales; Polyporaceae
Product: cytochrome P450
Exons: 9
Coding region: 1-1104 (367 amino acids)
Molecular function (GO): heme binding; oxidoreductase activity, acting on paired donors, with incorporation or reduction of molecular oxygen; monooxygenase activity
Source: RefSeq, a predicted model, not a curated record